AUGCCGAGGGAGCAACCAAUGGGAGCGAGCCCCGGCGCUCGCCGUGCCAAUCGGCGCGCCGCCGCCCCGCCUUGGCCCGCUCGCCGUCCAACCAGAGGAGCGAGGGGGCGGAGGGGCGUCUUCCGCCGCGGGCCCCUGGGCUGGGGCCGGAGGCUGCUGGUGACCCGCCCCUGCGGGGCUUCCUCGCAGGCCGGCGCCGCCAAGAAGGCCCGAGACGGGCCGGACGUGCCCGGCGCGCAGCCCUCCUCGCCGCUGAGCGCCGAGCAGCUGGACCGCAUACAGCGGAACAAGGCCGCGGCCUUGCUCAGGCUCGCGGCCCGGAACGUGCCCGUGGGCUUCGGGGAGAGCUGGAAGAAGCCCCUCAGCGGCGAGUUCGGGAAGCCGUACUUCAUCCAGCUCAUGGGAUUUGUUGCAGAAGAAAGAAAACGUCACACUGUUUAUCCACCCCCACACCAAGUCUUCACCUGGACCCAAAUGUGUGACAUAAGAGAUGUGAAAGUUGUCAUCCUGGGACAGGAUCCGUAUCAUGGACCCAAUCAAGCUCAUGGGCUCUGUUUUAGUGUACAAAGACCUGUUCCACCUCCACCCAGUUUGGAGAACAUUUAUAAAGAGCUGUCUACAGAUAUAGAUGCUUUUGUUCAUCCUGGCCAUGGAGAUUUAUCUGGGUGGGCCAAACAAGGUGUUCUUCUACUCAAUGCUGUCCUUACUGUUCGGGCCCAUCAAGCCAAUUCUCAUAAGGAGAGAGGCUGGGAGCAAUUUACUGAUGCAGUGGUAUCCUGGCUGAAUAAGAACUCGAAUGGCCUUGUCUUCUUGCUCUGGGGCUCUUAUGCUCAGAAGAAGGGCAGUGCCAUCGAUAGGAAGCGGCAUCAUGUCCUGCAGACAGCUCAUCCCUCCCCACUGUCUGUGUAUAGGGGGUUCUUUGGGUGUAGACACUUCUCUAAGACCAAUGAGCUGCUGCAGAAGUCCGGCAAGAAGCCCAUCAACUGGAAGGAGCUGUGAUCCUCACCUGAGGGGAGUGGGGUCUGUCGAUGGAUUUUGAGAAGCUGCUGUUCAAGCGUUUGUCAGUCAUGAGGUUGAGCUGAAGAUCUUCCUGUUAAAUCUUGAUUAUUCUGUAUAAAGGGGAAGAGCAACCAG
This is a messenger RNA of Carlito syrichta (Philippine tarsier), 1134 nucleotides long. RefSeq names its product uracil DNA glycosylase (gene UNG). Gene Ontology annotation, biological process: base-excision repair; base-excision repair, AP site formation via deaminated base removal. Gene Ontology annotation, cellular component: mitochondrion; nucleus. The transcript has 7 exons. The record is from RefSeq and is a predicted model, not a curated record. Lineage: Eukaryota; Metazoa; Chordata; Mammalia; Primates; Tarsiidae. Bases 1 to 999 code for a protein of 332 amino acids. Gene Ontology annotation, molecular function: uracil DNA N-glycosylase activity.